Molecule: messenger RNA, 5143 nt
Organism: Pomacea canaliculata
Lineage: Eukaryota; Metazoa; Mollusca; Gastropoda; Architaenioglossa; Ampullariidae
Product: glycogen phosphorylase, muscle form-like
Exons: 18
Coding region: 106-2652 (848 amino acids)
Biological process (GO): glycogen catabolic process
Cellular component (GO): cytoplasm
Molecular function (GO): pyridoxal phosphate binding; glycogen phosphorylase activity
Source: RefSeq, a predicted model, not a curated record
ACCUUGAGAGUCAAGGUUACCUGUGUCGGCUGUAUUUGGGUCAACAGCUCGAACACUGAUUCCUAACAGCAGUUACCUUCAGGACCAGCUAACUGCACAGCAAUCAUGUCGGCAUAUCCUAUGACUGAUCAUGAUAAAAGAAAGCAGAUCAGUAUUCGCGGGAUCGCCCCUGUUGAAAAUGUUGCUAAUACAAAGAAAACUUUUAACCGGCAUCUCCAUUAUACUCUUGUGAAAGAUCGAAACGUCGCAACCCCCCGGGAUUACUACUUCGCCCUCGCCUACACUGUCCGGGAUCAUCUUGUCAGCAGGUGGAUAAGGACGCAGCAAUAUUAUUAUGAAAAGGAUCCAAAGAGAGUGUAUUACCUGUCCCUGGAAUUCUACAUGGGACGUACAUUGGCUAACACCAUGAUCAACGUUGGCAUUCAAAGUUCCUGUGAUGAGGCCAUGUACCAGCUGGGACUGGAUAUAGAAGAACUUGAAGAGAUUGAGAUGGAUGCUGGACUGGGAAAUGGUGGUCUGGGACGACUAGCUGCGUGUUUCCUUGACUCCAUGGCAACACUAGGACUGGCAGCCUAUGGCUAUGGUCUGCGCUAUGACUAUGGCAUCUUUGCUCAGAAAAUAUGCAAUGGAUGGCAGAUGGAGGAACCUGAUGAUUGGCUGCGCUAUGGCAAUCCGUGGGAAAAAUCUCGACCAGAGUACAUGCUUCCAAUUAACUUCUAUGGUCGCGUAGAGACAGAUUCCAGUGGUCAUCAUAAGUGGGUUGACACGCAGGUGGUGUUGGCUUUGCCAUAUGACACUCCUAUCCCUGGAUAUGGCAACAACACUGUCAAUACGCUUCGUUUGUGGUCUGCCCGUGCUCCCAUGAGCUUCAAUCUGCAAUUCUUCAACAGUGGAGACUACAUUCAGGCUGUUAUUGAUCGCAACUUGGCUGAAAACAUUUCACGUGUGCUGUAUCCAAAUGACAAUUUCUUUGAGGGCAAGGAGCUACGUUUGAAGCAAGAGUACUUCCUAGUUGCUGCUACACUGCAGGAUAUCAUUCGGCGCUUCAAAUCCACACGUCCUGGGAAACAGACUUCAGUGCGCACUUCAUUUGACGCUUUUUCUGAUAAGGUAGCUAUACAGCUGAAUGACACUCACCCAUCUAUGGCCAUUCCAGAACUUAUGCGAAUUCUGGUAGACAUCGAGAAUCUGCCCUGGGAAAAGGCUUGGGAGAUUACAGUGAAAACCUGUGCCUACACAAAUCACACCGUACUUCCAGAAGCUCUGGAGCGCUGGCCUAUCAGCCUUCUGGAGAAGAUUCUUCCACGCCAUCUUGCUAUUGUGUAUGGAAUCAACCACCACUUCCUGCAGGAAGUAAGCAGGAAGUGGCCUAAUGAUCCAGAUCGUCUCAGGAGAAUGUCAUUAGUUGAAGAAGAUGGCGAAAAGCGUGUCAACAUGGCAUACUUAGCGAUUGUGGGUUCACAUGCUGUCAAUGGAGUGGCAGCCAUUCAUUCUGAUAUUCUGAAGGCAGACACUUUCCGUGAUUUCUAUGAAAUGUAUCCAGAACGGUUCCAGAACAAGACAAAUGGCAUCACCCCACGGCGGUGGCUGUUGCUUUGUAACCCUGGUUUAGCAGACGUCAUAGCAGACAAAAUUGGAGAAAAUUGGGUGACUAACUUGAGCGAGCUGAGGAGACUACAACCAAUGAGUCGAGAGGAACAGCUGUUGCGGAAUAUCAUGAAAGUCAAACAGGACAACAAAAGUAAGCUAGCUACUUACAUCCAGGAAAACUACAAGGUGACUGUGAACCCAGCCUCCCUGUUUGACAUGCAGGUCAAACGUAUCCAUGAAUACAAGCGUCAGCUGCUCAAUGUUUUGCAUGUCAUCACCAUCUACAACCGCCUCAAGAAGAACCCAUCUAUGUCCUUUGUACCUCGUACAGUCUUGAUUGGAGGCAAGGCUGCUCCUGGAUACCACAUGGCCAAACUGAUCAUUAAACUUGUCAACAAUGUUGGUCGUACAAUCAACAACGAUCCCAUUGUUGGUGACCGCCUGAAGCUUAUCUUUCUGGAGAACUACCGUGUAACGCUGGCAGAAAAAAUCAUCCCGGCAGCAGAUUUGAGUGAGCAGAUUUCUCUGGCUGGCACCGAAGCCUCUGGUACAGGCAACAUGAAAUUCAUGUUGAAUGGUGCCUUGACCAUUGGAACUCUGGACGGGGCUAAUGUAGAGAUGCGCGAGGAGAUGGGUGAUGAAAACAUUUUCAUCUUUGGCAUGACAGUGGACGAUGUGGAGAAGCUGCACAAGGCUGGAUACAAUUCUAUGGAUUACUACAACAGAGAACCAGAGCUAAAACAGGCAAUUGAUCAAAUUGGGUCUGGAUUCUUUUCUCCAGAGGACCCUAACCUGUUCAAGGACAUCUGCAACAGCUUGCAAUACCAUGACAGAUUUUGCCUGUGUGCAGAUUUCAAUGCAUAUAUUAAAUGCCAGGAAAGAGUCAGUGCUCUGUUCAAGAAUCAAAUGGAGUGGGCACACAAGAGUCUGAUGAACAUUGCAGCAUCUGGCAAAUUCUCCAGUGACCGAACCAUAACUGAAUAUGCCAAGCAGAUAUGGGGUGUGGAUCCCUCUGGCAUCAAGCUCCCAGCUCCAAGUGAAGGGCAGGAGGAGAGUACUUAAACUUCUACAGUAUUAGUGCUGCGAAAGUCUCUUAUACCUGUUUCGUAUGCCCCUUCUAAACGAAGGAGAUGAGGGUUAAUGAAGAGUACAGAAGAGAGUCUAGGGUGCUUGUUUAGCGUUGAAGCUGCCUUUUCAAAAGCGACUCAACCUUUCCGUGAUUUUUAUUACAGGCCUUGACAUCUGAAAUAAGUGUAUGUUUCAGAAAUAAUUUUGUGUAGUAACUGUCCCAGUCAUUUUGGUGUUCACAACCCUUAGCAGUUACUUGGCUAUGCAGCCACAAGACUUGAAUAUGGUAGUUUUUGCUUUAAAUUUGUGUUCCAGUCAGUCAAGGAGUGACUCUACAGCCAACUCAAAGUGUGUUUGUUUGUAUUUUUUGAACUGUGGGUGCAUUCUUGGAGAAUGCUAGUUAAUGAUAAUCUAAAGGUGUUACCAAAGCAAAGUGCUACUGUACCUGGGGACAUGCAUUUUUUCAUAAAAGUCUUUGUGUUCUUCAAUAUUUUUCCAUGCAUUGAUGAUAGAUCUGUCACCGUGUGGUUUUCUUACAAGUAUCGAAGUAAAAAUGCUUACUUUAAUAUCUGCCAUUGGGUUUACCUUAAGUUUUAACAAACUUUGUACCCCUAACCAAAGCCCAUUCCUCCCAAGUUAGAGACCUCAAGUGUUUGGAUUUUGGUAAUGUAAUCAUGUCUUUUUAUUUAUCACCCUUGUGACAAUGUAUGCUGAUGUGAUACGUGAAAGUGCACAUUUAUUCCAAUAGAAAUUUCUUUAGAAAAAUAUAUGCUGUGAUUGUUGCACUAAGAAAAGUAAUCAGUGGCCAUUGCUCUGGUACAAACAUACAUCAGCUCAAUCCAUUUUGAAGAACAUCAAAACGAAAAUCCUGUGAUGGAAUAUUUGUUGGUCAUUGUGCACAGAAAUGGAUGUCAUAUAUUUUUUGGGUGUACUGACACCAGGUGUCUUGGCGAUAUGACCUGAAUGCUGAAGCUUAUGCUCAUAGUAAGCAAGAACAAACCAUAAGCUUAGCUGCAGUGGAUGUGCAUUCAAAAAAAAGCAUUUAUUUUUCUCUUGAUGAUUUUUUUUUUUUUUUGUGUGUAUACCUUUUACCCUCACUGUGCUCAUUUCGAGAAAAACCGACUUCCCAUUACUGCAUUUUUUAUAUUUUUCUGUAUGAAGGGUCAUGUAACACAACAGCAAGCAUAAGAAGGGUAAAAUGAAUCAUCACAAGUCGUCUUUCUGUGUAUUGUCUGUAAUAAGCUGGAUUCAGAUGUUUCAAUUAAGUCAAAUGAUGUGUUAAAAGUCCAACAUCUGCAUCCUAUGUGAAUGUGACAAGCAAAACUGGACCAGAUCUAUACAAACCUAGAUUUACUUCAGUAGGUUUGAGAAGUUAUGGAGGGAAGUCUCUUACUCAAAAUAACAAAAUUCUUCCGAAAGAAAAUAGGACGUUGUUUUGUGACUGAAUUAGCUGGCGAUAAACAGCAUUCAGGUGUGCACAGCUAGCAAACAUUCCUCCCUCAUUAUUUAGGGAUUUGUUUGCAGUAUAUUCUUGUGUUUGUUCCUUACUGGGCAAUGCUCAGAGUUGAGUUUUAGAUAUUAAGAAAUACAUUUAUUGAGUUAGCUCUACUCCCUUGAUGUGCAUGGACAUGUACACUGACAUACCAUGUGUGGAGUUAAAUACAGAUACAUCGUAAGAAAUUUUUUUCCACGUUUCUGGGGUGGGGAAAAGGGGUAAAUGUGAAGUAGUUCUUACUGGCACAAGUAUAUGUCUUAAGGGACAUGAAAUUAUGUUUGCACAAGAGCCUUUGCACAAAUUUUCACAAAUCAGCCUUAGCAGGUCUGUUUGCACACUGUGUCUAGAAUUUCUUUAGGACAAGCUGUAUAUAAUAUUAAUGAUAAUAAGCUAAAAAACCAGUUUGAUCACUUAUUAAUGGCUUGCAGACCUUUGCUGAUAGCAACGCUGAAAUCUAGGUUCUUGUUUUUUAUUUUGAAAAGUCAAAAAUGCUUUUUGCUUGAUCAAAUGUUAAUCAGAGAGUAGAUAUAGUUGCUGCUUUUUUGCACUUCGAAAUUUAUUUUCAGCACGGUCUUUAUAUUAAUUGGUAUUAGUACUGGUAAACUGAUGUGUGGAGGCAAGGGUGACCUUAACAUUUAGGCUUUCUUUUGUGCAGUGGACCUAAUCUCCCAGUCCUAUUCAAAAUCAUUACAAUUUUGUCCACAAAAUAUGUGACUGGCAUUGGGAUAGGAGUGUUGGUUACUAUUCAGAAACUCCAUUCAGUGCCACUGAGCUUUUUUUGUGUCUCAAGUGUGAUAUGUUUACAGCGUGGUGUAAUGAGUUCUGAGCCAGAAAAAGCUUUUACCUGGUCUUAGCCCAAGGUGGAUGUACUUACGAUCAGUACAUCUACUGAGGAUUCCUACCUUUAGAGACCAGAAUGUUGUUUGGCCUUUAAGUUUGCCUAUAGUUUGUUGUUCAUUAUUCUUGCGACAAUAAAGUAUGCACAUGUUU